GUUACAUGCAUGCCAUCCCUGAAAUAAAAGAAAUAGAAUUUCUAAAUGGCGGAUUAAAUCGCAUUGCUGUUGUUGAAUUAAUCUUUACGGUGAGUCCUGUCUAGUUUGUUUCUUUCAGUCUUUCUUCCUCUCUCUCUCUGCCGCUCUUCGUCUUCUACGAGGUUUGCCGGUGCUGUUUGAUUUAGGGUUUAAGUGGAGACUUCAGAUGCUCAUUGGGAGUUGAAGACAAAUUUCUUGGACGGAAUGGGAUUUGAUAAUGAGUGCAUACUGAACAUCCAAUCUCUGGCUGGAGAGUACUUCUGCCCUGUUUGUCGCCUGCUAGUCUACCCAAAUGAAGCAUUACAGUCGCAAUGCACCCAUCUUUACUGCAAACCGUGUUUAACCUACGUUGUCAGCACUACUCGAGCUUGUCCUUAUGAUGGUUAUUUGGUAACAGAAGCUGAUUCUAUGCCUCUUGUUGAGUCAAAUCAGGCACUUGCGGAAACCAUUGGGAAGAUCACUGUUCAUUGUCUUUACCAUAGGAGUGGCUGCACAUGGCAGGGUCCGCUUUCUGAAUGUACAGCUCAUUGCUCUGGGUGUGUAUUUGGCAAUUCUCCUGUUGUAUGUAAUCGGUGUGGUGUUCAGAUUGUGCAUCGUCAAGUUCAAGAACAUGCACAAAAUUGCCUUAUGGUGCAGCCUCAGGCACAGAAGGCUGAGGGUGGUCAGGAAAUUUCAGCAUCGGGCACUGCUGCUGCUGCUGAUCAUACUCAGGUUGCUUCUCAGGCCCAGGCAUCUCAAACUACAACAUCCAAUACACCCGUACAGGACCUCAAUCAGCAGGCUAAUCCAAAUCCUCAGUCUCAUGCCAUCUCCCAGGUUGCUAUGGUUACUUCAGAACAGUGGUCUCAACAGCAGCAACAACAGUUUCAGCAAUACUACCAGCAUUAUUCUGGAUAUGACCCGUAUUAUCAACAUUACUAUCCAUAUCAGCAGCAGGCAUUACCACAGCAGCAACCUUUGCAGGUUAAUGCAAAACAAAUGACUGGACACAAUCCAGUGUACCUGCAGACACAACCUCUACCUCAACCAGAGGUUCAGUCGCAACCACAGGCCCAGCCUCAUUCACACUUACCUGAUCAGGUUCCUGUGGCUGCUCAACCGCAGAACCAGGCACCAACCAAUGAACAACAGCAACCUCAGCUUACAAUGCCACCACACUCUCAAAUUCCAGCACAAACUUACCCAACAACCCAGGGCCAUUCACAACCUCAGGUUCAACCACUUCCUCAAGCUCAUCCUCAUCAGCAAUAUGGGCACAUACCUCAGUAUCAGCAGCUUCAUUCCCAGAUGCAACUGCCACAGCCCCAGCUUCAUCCUGCUUCUCAAGCUGAGCCACAGGCUCAGCAGCUUCAGCCUCGGCCCCCUCCCCAGCCCCAGCUUCAGCGACAUCCUCAACCAAGCCAGCCCUUGAAUCCAAAUUUGUUGACUCAGACACAGCACCCUGCAGCCCAGGCAGUGUCUGGUCAUCAGUCUUAUUCACAAUCGCAGCCUCACCAGCAAAUGCAGCUGGUAACACUACAAAAUCCCUUGCAUAUGCCUGCUCAAGGUGGCCUUCAUCCACUGCAACAUCCUGCUGAAAAGCAGAAUUCGUACCCUCAGCAACCUCCUCAGAUUCGCCCGCCCCAAUCUCAUGCUCCAAUUCCAAACCAACAGCAGCCUGGUUUGUUGCCUUUACCUGGUCCUAUGCUGCAACAAGCUCAUUAUCAUUCUCUUCAACAUCCACAUUCAGUUCAACCACAAUCAGUUAUGCAGCCUCCCGGAUCAAUUAUGCCUCAGCAAUAUAUGGAGCAGCAACCUCUGUCAACCCAACCGAUGGGCUUGGUUCAGCCUCAAAUGCAUCAGCAAGGCCCUUUUGUGCAGCAACAACAGUCAUUGCAAUCUCAAAUAUGCCCCCCAGGUCCCCCUCAGUCCUUUCUGCAGCCUCCUCAUGCCUAUCCACAACCGCAGCAAAAUGUUGCAGAAUUGCAUGCUGUGCAGCCCUAUCAAAGACCUAAUCUUGCCGGGAGACCUUUGACACCAAAUCAUGGACUACAAUCACAGCCAUAUCCACUUUCUGCACCUGGGAUGCUGGUUAAGCCUUUGCAGCUUGGUGUGAACCAGCUAUCUUCUUAUCAGAAUAACAUGCUUGGAACCAACAACCAGUCUGGGUUAACUUUGCAACCAAUGUCAGAGGUGCCAGGAGAUCAUGGUACUUUAAAUGUGGUUGAGCAAGAAGCAGAUUUAUCUUCCCAGGGAAUUGCGAAGAAGGAAGCUAAUGUGUUGGAUGUCGCAUCUAGUCUUGGAGCUAAUAUGGUCAACCCUAAUACUUCAAAAUACAAUGCUGAUUUGAAAUCUAUAGAUGAAAAACCUGCCGGUGAUGUUGGGGAUAAUACUAGUGGGUUCGAUAUAUCUACUAAGCUGAUACAAGAAUCUAGAUGGACAGAUCUUGUAUUGAAUAGAGAUACUUUGUCUAAGAAUAUGGCCAAGGGUGAGGCUAUUGAGGACCAGAAAGAUGUUGUCAAUGGUGAACACAAAGUCGAAGAAAAGGCUAAUCUUGGUGAAGAACAGAAUGGGAAGAUGCUGAAAGAAAGAAAUAAAUCUCAAGAUGAAGGUACUGCUAAAGGUCCUGCAGGCAAUGAAUUGACAGGUAUCCCUCCAUGUAGUCAAGUGCAGCCUGGAAGCUUUCUGCAGCCUUCUCAUUCAGUUCCAGUUGUUGACCAGGGAAUACUCCAGCCCCUACAGAUGCCUUAUGGGUCUAAUAGUAACCAACAAAAACCUGCUGCUUCUGCAACAUUACAAGCACAUCCACCAGGACUGCCUUCGUAUGCACAAGCACCAGGACUUCCUCCCAAUCAAGUUAGACCUCAGGCCUCCGGACAGACUUCAGUUCCACCUGAAAAUUUUGCUUCUUCCUUUGGCAGAGGACCAAGUAGUUAUGGUCCUCAAGGGCCUUAUAAUCAAGGUCCUGCUUCUGGUGCUCCUAGGAUGCCUCGAAGUGAAACUCUUGUAUGCCCAGCAUUUGGCACACCAUCAUAUGGCCCUGAAGCUCAUUUGGUUCAGCAGCGUUCUGCAAAUAUGUUGGACUAUCAUGCUGAUAGUGAAAGGUUAAAAAGACAAGAUGAGCAUUUGAAUCCAUACCCUUUGGAUCAUGUUCAUCCUGCUGGUGAUCGAGGACAAUUUGACGAAGAUCUUAAACUAUUUUCUAGGCCUUCUCAAUUGGACACUGAGCCUGUUCCUAAAUAUGGGAGCUACUUCUCCUCAUCCAGGCCUCUUGAUAGAGGUCCUCAUGGCUUUGCUAAGGAUAUGGGACCAUGGGCCCAUGAGAAGGAAACUCGUGGUUUGAGUUUUGAUCCUAUGAUUGGCUCCGGUCAUCCUCGAUUCUUUCCACCAUAUCAUCCUGAUGAUGCAGGGGAAAGGUCAGUUGGUCUUCCUGAAGAUACCCUAGGCAGACCAGAAUUUCUUGGAACAGUUCCUGGCUACGGUCGGCGUCGUAUGGAUGGUUUUGUCUCUAGAAGUCCAGGAAGAGAAUAUUCAGGUGUAUCCUCACACAGAUUUGGAGGAUAUCCUGGUGAUGAGAUAGAUGGCAAGGAGUGUCGGUUCAAUGGUUUUCCUGGGCAUAUACAUAGGGGUGGGUUCGAGAGUUCUGACCACAUGGCAGAGCAUUUUGGUCCAGAUAUUAGACCUCCACACUUUAGAAGGGGUGAACAUUUUGGUCGCAAUAACUUGCCCGGUCAGUUGCAGAUGGAAGGACCUAUUGGCUUUGGUGAUUUUUCUAGCCAUGAACAAAUGGGAGAAUUUGAUGGGCCUGGAAAUUUCCGUCAACCACGACUCGGUGAGCCAGGAUUUAGAAGCAGCUAUUCACUUCCAGAAUUUCCUAAUGAUGGUGGAAUCUAUACAGGUGGUAUGGAUUCAUUUGAAAUUUUGAGAACGAGAAAACCGUUGAGCAUGGGUUGGUGCCGGAUUUGUAAAGUGGACUGUGAAACAGUUGAAGGCUUGGACCUGCACUCACAAACAGGGGAGCACCAGAAGACGGCUAUGGAUAUGGUUGCAAUCAUCAAACAAAAUGCAAAGAAACAGAAACAAACCUCCAGUGAUCAUUCCCUACACAAUGAUUCAAACAAAUCAAAGAAUGCAAAAUUUGAAAGCCGCUCGAAUAAUAUUAAGUCUUGAUAUAUGCUGUCUCAUAGAUUGUGGUUGUUCCCUUAUUGGCUUGGGAUUGAGUUUGUCAGUUUGGUAUUUGGCGCUUAGUGAUGUUGCUGCCAUGUUAAUGGAGAUGGAUUUUGGAACUGAUGUUCAGUGGCAAUUUUUCAAUUCAUCCUCCCUUUUUUGGGCGAAGCAGACAAUGUAACGGCUGAAAGUUCAGUGGGAAGGUUUUGACGCUCAUCUUUUGUAGAUAUGGUUCCUAAGUUUGGCCAUGCCAAAGUGUAGCAUCUCGCUUUCAAUUAUUACAUUAAUGUUAUGAUUCUAUCACAAUACAGAAUUUUACAAGGGUUCAUCAGUUAAAAGGUAUGGGUUUCACUUUCACUUCAUUUCGUGGGUGAUACAAUUCAAGAUUAUGAUUGAUUAAUUGUAUGCGACAGAUAUGCCAUCCAAUAAAAGUGAGCAAGUGGAUUCCUUAGUUUUGCUUCAAAGAUAUGUUAAAAGGAAAAUUAUUUGAUACACUAUUAGUAAGAACAAAAAAAAGAAGUAAAAAUCUAUACCUAUAGUUAAAAAGAAUCCCAAAAGGAUGGCACUUAUAUUAAGUAGGAUACAAUUUCUUUUUAUUUUUUAUUCACCGUUUCAUUUGUUUUCCUGCUCUUCUUUAACUAUCUCGGUGGGUUUCCUUUUUUCAUUUCAGUAAGUUUUUUUUUUUUUUGAGAUUUUCAUUCUUGAUUUUUUGGAUUGCUUCAGGGUUUACCUUAUCGUGGUAGUGGUAUGUUUCUGUUUUUGCUAUGGUUUAUUAUAUCAUGUGGGUGUCAUAUUGGUGACAAUUCCAAUUGCAUGGUUUAAAAAGUUAUUAUAUCAUCUGUUCUAAUAAUGUGUUACCGUUAAAAGAAACAAAUUAGUAACUUUUUUUGCUGAGUAAGGAAAGAUAUUAGUAUGAAAAUAAGGACUCCAUUUUGACAGUUAUAAUACUUAAGAAUGAUCCAAUGGAAGAAUAGACUAAUUUUUUGAUGUUUAUCUCAACUUCUAAAUUGCAAGCACAUCCAAGUUGGUAACAACAAAAUACUCCUCAAAACUAAGGUAUGCUUUUAUGUUUGUCUCUGAACAAAUAAUAACCACCGUAUAUAUUUUAUGUGUUUGCCCCCUUGAAUGCCAAAAUUGAAUUAUUAUAUAUAUCUUAUAUCAUAUGUUUUGCUCCUCCAUAUCCACAUUUGCCUUUCACUUCUGGCUAAAACGUCUAUUUACUUUAUGAAAUUGUGUUACUUUUUUUUAGGGAGCAUACUGAACUAGAGCAAUAAUACGAGAAGCAGCACCUUGCAGGUAUAAACAACAUCAAACAUGUUGAAUUGUUUGAUAAAAUACAUAAAGUUUGAUGCUAUCAUCAUAGCAAGCUUUUUAUUUACUUUUUGUUUUUGCAAAAUGUUGGUUUUUUUUUUCUAACAAUUGUAUGUAAAUAUGAUGGCGCUACAAUUGUUUUCUUUUGAUAUUUAAGUUAAACCUGAGUGUUAAGUGUCCCUUAAAAUCUCUUACUAUUACUAAACCUAAACCUGAAAGGAAAAGGGAGAAUAUAAAUUGAACUUGUUGCCAACGGUAAAGCAAUGAUACAAAAACAAGGGAAUGACCCUGGCACAGACUCACCUUUCCUUGGCUGUUUGUUUCAAUGCAAAUGACACAGCCAGAUUUUAGCAUUUCAAAGUUCCUCGAGGGAUUAAAAUGCUGGCCUCUGGUGGCAGAUCCAUUCGUUUUGAGGAGUAUAUGCCUGCCAAAAUAAACUGACACAAAACUCAUACUACAAGAAUCGAUUUGAACCAUUUUUGCACAACAUGAUGCUUUUAAGCUACCAACUUCUGCUUUGCAUUUCACACACAAUUAUGGGUAACAGACAAUAAGGUAUAUAUAUGUAGCACACAUCACCACUAAACAUUAUUAGUAACAUGUUUUUAAAUGAACUAAGGCCAUACUUGUAGAAGCAACAACUCUGACAGCAAUGCCUCAGUCUUUCUAGAAAUAUUUGCUAAGGUAACAAUUUAAACAUGUUUUUACAACAUAUGGUAUGAACAUCACCUCUCGUAUUUUAUAUACAACAGGUUUAACGUUAAAUCUGGAUCAGAGGUCGCCCUGCCAAAGUCAUUUAAUAUGCACCUUUAGCAUUUCAUGUCAGGCUGUAUCAGGGAUGAUGACUGCUUUUCUGAAGAAAUCAUUCCUGAAGCUAAGGGAGAAAUCCCAACUGUUUGCAAUGAAGAUGAUGAUGAGGGAGCUGGGGCGGAAACAGCAAAAGUUGAGAAAGCGCUGAUAUUACUGCUCACGUUUAUGCUGGUUCCGCUUAUAGAACCUUCGGUGGCAGCUUUUGGUGCUGGCGGUCUCUCAAUAUCUGUGAUUCCUUCCAGCAUCUGAACCACUUUUCCCAUCAUUGGCCGAUGAGAAGGCUGUUCCUGGAUGCACCAGAAACUAACCUGAAUUGCCCUAGUUAUUUGCUCCAUGUCCACAUCUUUACUACGAAGCUUUUUAUCAACAAUUCCCUCUAUAUUACCCUUCUCAAA
Gossypium raimondii (Peruvian cotton) is the source of this 6701-nucleotide messenger RNA. RefSeq lists its product as uncharacterized. The coding region runs from base 244 to 4188 and encodes 1314 amino acids. The record is from RefSeq and is a predicted model, not a curated record. The transcript has 10 exons. Lineage: Eukaryota; Viridiplantae; Streptophyta; Magnoliopsida; Malvales; Malvaceae.